This is a messenger RNA of Cladocopium goreaui, 1176 nucleotides long. NCBI's taxonomy places the organism in Eukaryota, Dinophyceae, Suessiales, Symbiodiniaceae. The record is from the annotation of a GenBank genome assembly.
AUGGGCCUUGGGCCAGUAGAGGCUGUGGCACAACAGUGUGGCGAGGAGGAGUCAAAAGCCUCCUACAACAUUUUCUGGAUAUGGAUCACUUUUGGUUUGCUUUUUGGUGUGAUGAUUCUUGUCUUCACAGCGUUGUGGCGCAGAUGGAAAGCUGUGGUGAAAGAACUCGAGUAUGCUCAAACACAGCUUGGUGAUCACUAUGAAUAUGCAGCAUGGCUUUGUGAAAGACUUGAUGGUUUAGCAUGGAUAACCCCUUCAAUUGAAACUCUUGGUGAAACGGUUGAUGCGAAUGCCGAGCGUUUGGCAGCUCACGAGGCUGACACGCGUACCUUUGACCCGCAGAUAUUCCAGGCGGCGAUCUUAGAAGUUGCAGAGGCCACCAAGGCAGCUGUGAGACUUGCCCAGUCAGUGCAACAGGAGGAGUUGGACAUGAGUUUUCUUGAAGAUAUGGUUGCAGAAGAAGAUGCGUAUGUGGCUGAACAGGCCAAAAGAAUCGAUGGCUUGGUCUUCAGAUGCAAUGAGAUUCAGAAAAAUAUGGAUGAUUCAGCUGCAGAAGCUUCCGACAGGAUCACAGAAGUUUCCAAUGAGUUGAGCAUGACGCAUGACUACACGACUGGCCUCCAUUAUUCAAUUGUGGAGCAUGGUGGUUUCCUUCGUAAUGGCUUAGGCCUUUCAAGGGAGCAAUGGUCCCAUCUGAAUGUGCUGGAACGAGCCAAUUUGGUGAGCUCACGUACAAUGGGCUCAGUGGAAUACAUGCGUCUUGUCAGGCAGCGUGUGACGCCUGUUGGAGUUGCAGAUGAAACAGAUGAAGCUGGAAAUGGAGAUGCAAAUGAAUCAGCAGAGUCAGCACAUGACGAACCCAUGGAUGAUGCAGAAACUCAAACAGAUGGUCAGCCAGGAUCUGGAUUUCAUACAGUGGAAGGAAUGCUGGAAUUCUUGAAGCGAGAACACAAUGCAUGUCUGGACAGGAGUGAGUUUUGGGAUGCAAAUUCAAUCCAAAACACCAUUCUUCGAUUUCUGGAUGAUGUGCGUCUGGAUGCAGCAGAAGGCAUGGUCCCCAAUUGCCGUGCCAAAAUUUCCUCACUGUUUUCAAAUUUGGCUGACCAGGCCGCAGACCAAGGACGUUGGGACAGUGCAGAUCGAUAUACAGCAAUCUCAGGAAACUAUGACGACUGA